Molecule: messenger RNA, 1188 nt
Organism: Penicillium canariense
Lineage: Eukaryota; Fungi; Ascomycota; Eurotiomycetes; Eurotiales; Aspergillaceae
Exons: 4
Coding region: 1-1188 (395 amino acids)
Source: RefSeq, a predicted model, not a curated record
AUGUCUGGCCUGGGAGGUGACUUUGGUCGCCGCUUUGAGCGCGAGACCUGGGCCCUCUAUGGCGUCGGCGUCUUCGGCGCUGUCCUCCGAUUUGUUGCCCGUGUUCGACGUCUCGGUGUUCGCAAUCUCCAAGUCGAUGACUACCUGAUGGUCUUCGCCGUCGUCUGGUAUACGAUCCUAUGUGUCGCGCUUAACCAAGUAGCAACGGGUGGAGGAUCAAAUUUGAUGACGGAAGAAGAUGAGAAGCAUUUAACACCCGCAAUUAUUGCCGAGCGCGAGCGGGGCAGUAAAUGGGUGUUUGUCUCUGAACAUGCCUUCGUCUUGGCUAUCUGGAGUUUGAAGGCGUGCAUGCUGGUGAUUUAUUGCCGUAUCACAGAGGGCCUGCGCCAACGAAAAUGGAUCAACUAUAUCGCUAUCUACGUUGCGCUCGGAUUUGUCGCUACCGAGCUGUCGCUUUUCCUCAUCUGUCGCCCCCUCUCUAACUACUGGGCCGUGCCCACGCCGAACUAUCAAUGUUCGUCCUACCAGCAGUACGAAAUCGUCCAAGGAUGUCUCUCCAUCUCCGCUGAUGUGUUCAUGCUGGUUGUCGCCAUUCCGAUGCUGGUGCAGGUCCGCGUUCCUCCAAAGCAGAAGCUGAUCCUGCUUCUCCUCUUUGGCAUGGGUAUCUUCGUCAUCGUGGCGGCUGUUCUCAACAAGGUGUACUGCCUUGUUCCCUCGCUUAUUUCCUACGUCUACAUGAACUGGUAUUUCCGGGAAGUUACUGUUGCCAUCCUGGUCACCAACCUGCCGCUCAUCUGGUCUCUGCUCCGCGAUGUCUUCCCCGCUCUUAAGAGCUGGACUGGGGGAUCUAAACGAGGCACCGACCGCUACAAGUCCGCACCCUGGACCAGCAAGAACUCCCGACCCUACGACUCUCGACCUUACGGACCGCACAGUCAACUGCGCUCGGGCGACUUCAGCAUGAACGACAUCCAGCGAGAUACCCUGCAGAAGGGGGACACCGCGGUUUCCGACGUCAGCCUCGGCGCAAGUGAGGAACGGGAUAUGAGUAGCGACGAUGGAUCCGCUCGAGCCCUGCGGAUCCGGCAGGACAUCACCGUCACUGUGCAGCAUGACUCGCGGCCGCCCGACUAUCAGUCUAGCGCAUCGCAUACCGCCCGGGUCACUGGCGAGCAUGAGGAUGUCUAA